AUGUCUCUGAAGGCUGUCACCCUCGCUCUGGCACUUCUCGCCAUCACAGGGGCCCAUGCAGAUGUCAGUGCCCAGCAGGUGGCCGAUGUGGUCUGGAAUUACUUCACCCAGCUGACCGGCAAUGCCAAGGAGACGAUGGAGCAGAUCCAGCAAUCUGAAAUCAGCAAGCAGCUCAACACCCUCUUCCAGGACAACCUCCAGAAUGUCAACUCCUACGCGGGGGACCUGCAGAAGAAGCUGAUCCCCUUCGCCACCGAGCUGCAUGCCAAGCUGAGCCAGGACUCGGAGAAGCUGAAGGAGCAGAUCCGGCAGGAGCUGGAGGACCUGCGCCUCAAGCUGUCCCCUUACGCCGACGAAGUGCACCAGCAGAUCAGCAAGAACGUCCAGGCGCUGCAGCUGAAGCUGAGCCCUUAUGCCGAGGAGCUACGUGGCCAGGUCAACCAGAAUGCGGAUUUGCUGCGCCAGCAGCUGGCCCCCUACGCCCAAGAGCUGCGGGACAAGCUGCAGGAGAACGUGGACGGCCUCCAGGCAUCCCUGGCCCCCUAUGCCGAGCAGCUCCAGCAGCAGAUUGACAAAAACGUGGCGGACAUGAAAGAGAAGCUGGCGCCCUUGGCCGACGAGCUCCAAGUCAAGCUAGACCAGAACGUGGAGGAGCUGCGCCAGCAGUUGGCCCCCUACGCCCAGGACGUGCAGGACAAGCUCAAUCGCCAGCUCGAGGGCCUGUCCUUCCAGAUGAAGAAGGGUGCAGAGGACCUGCGGGCCAAGCUUUCGGAGAGCGCGGAAGAGCUGCGCCUGAAGCUGAACCCUUAUGCCGAGGAGCUGAAGGAGAAGCUGCGCACGGAUGCCGAGGGCCUGCGCCAGUCCCUGGGCCCCUACGUGGAGGGCCUGAGUGAGCAGAUGGAACAGAAGAUUGAGGAGUUCCGCCAAACCGUGGGCCCCUACGGGGAGGCCUUCAACAAGCAGCUGGUGCAGAAGGUGGAGGAGAUGAGGCAGAAGCUGGGCCCCUACGCUGGGGAAGUGGAGGAUCAUCUCAGCUUCCUGGAGAAGGACAUGCGGGACAAGGUCGCCUCCUUCUUCAGCACCAUCAAGCAGAUCGAAAACUGA
Messenger RNA from Emys orbicularis (European pond turtle), 1104 nucleotides. RefSeq names its product apolipoprotein A4 (gene APOA4). Gene Ontology annotation, biological process: cholesterol efflux; positive regulation of lipoprotein lipase activity; phospholipid efflux. Gene Ontology annotation, cellular component: blood microparticle; chylomicron; high-density lipoprotein particle. Bases 1 to 1104 code for a protein of 367 amino acids. The transcript has 3 exons. The record is from RefSeq and is a predicted model, not a curated record. Gene Ontology annotation, molecular function: phosphatidylcholine binding; phosphatidylcholine-sterol O-acyltransferase activator activity. NCBI's taxonomy places the organism in Eukaryota, Metazoa, Chordata, Testudines, Emydidae.